AUGCCGUCAAACGUAACAAAAAAACAACGAAGCAUUGAUUGGAUGUUCUCAUGCAACAAUCCUACACCAAUAGAAUUCUUUCGUUUUAUUCAACCAACACGUAAAACCCGUGCGAUCGAAAAUUAUGGAAAAUUUCUUGAGCAAGCUAUCGGCUUAUGUGAAGACCCGCGUAAAGUAUCAAAACUAGAAAACGUCAAAAAAACUUCUAAUUGUGAUUCGGAUUGGAAUAUAUGGCUAAUAGAGAAAAGAGCGACGAAUACAGAAAUUCAUAGAGAAUUGAACUCAGUCGUAAGUAAGAAGGCGCGAAAACGACAAUUGAAGAAGCAAGAGGAUGACGAUGAAUACGAUGAAGAUAUAGAAAGAGCUGUGUCAUCGAACGAAUCUAGUCCAUAUUCAACUAGUUAUGUGUCAUCAAACGAAUCAUCAAAUGAAUCUUACUCAGAUUCAUCUUUCUUAUUACGUCUUUUGAAGAAAUAUUGCGAAAAAGAAUCAACUUCGCUUUAUGAUUUUAUUAUAGAUCUUUCGCCCUCUUUAAAAAUAAAAGGGCAAUUUAAUAAUGGGCAGUGGACCGAGUUAGUUAAAAGAAGACCUGGCGUGGUCAAAAAUACCUAUCAUUAUGAAAUUGAGCCGCUUGUUGCUCAUUUAUUUAGCCAAGACAUGGAUCUUUCACAAGCUCGUGAAAAAUGGCACGAGCUUAGAAAUGUGGCUGCACCUACAUAUAAUGAUGGAUUCUCUUACGCAAAAAAUGAUUGGGAUAAAAUAAAGCGUUGGGUAGAACGAGUAACGGGACAAUUCCUGGACGCAUUUGAGUCCCCUCGAAAUGACUGCCAUGAACGUGAAUGGACAGGUGAUUAUAUUAUUCCAUUGAUACAAGGAGCUUUGAAAUUAGAUGGAAAAUUUCGUGUCCCGUGGGGUGAGGUUUCUGUCCUUGCAACUCUACGUCGUCGAAACAAUGAUAAGGAUAUACUUGCUGAACAAGUAGAGCGAGGUUAUCAAGUAGAUAUAUUAUGUAAUUGUGAGCAAUACGAGAUUGCUUGUGCGCUGGUUUGCGGUGGACCAUAUUCUUACGAUCUAACCAAGCUCGCCUCGGAUGAAUUCAACCUCCCGAGAAUUAUGAAAGACAUGCUUGAUGAUUUAGAAAUGAAGUUCCUUUACUCUGGAAAGAAUGGGAUGGAACUAUAUAUUGUUGAGAUACAGGCAUAUAUGACAGAGGUUCGCAUCUACCUUAUAGAAAAACGUGAAAUAUAUUUCUUCCAUCAUUUAAAAACGUUCAAUCUUCCACUUACGUUUUCAACUUACAAAUCUCUGAAAUGCGCAUUAAGAGUGGCAUGGUAUAUUCGAGGUUUGCUUAACUCAUUAGUUCAGGAACUUAAUACUGUCAAUGCUGGUGAUGACGGUGGAUUUAAAACACCACCUACAACAUCAUCAGUAAAUAAGAAGACUAUGCAAACACCGUCAAAGCAACCAAAGAGAAAGAGAAGAAUAAAUUAA
Molecule: messenger RNA, 1491 nt
Organism: Rhizophagus irregularis DAOM 181602=DAOM 197198
Lineage: Eukaryota; Fungi; Glomeromycota; Glomeromycetes; Glomerales; Glomeraceae
Source: RefSeq, a predicted model, not a curated record